Messenger RNA from Sus scrofa (pig), 4309 nucleotides. Lineage: Eukaryota; Metazoa; Chordata; Mammalia; Artiodactyla; Suidae. The record is from RefSeq and is a predicted model, not a curated record.
CCCGCAUUGCUGUGGCUGUGGUGUAGGGCAGUGGCUGGAGCUCCGAUUCGACCCCUAGCCUGGGAACCUCCAUAUGCCAUGGGUGCGGCCCUAAAAAGUUAACUCCUUAUAUCCAAAGGCUAUUCAAUAUGUAAUCUAUAUAAACAAACUAGAUAUUUUAUGAGUUUUUAAAAACUGGAAGUCUUCAAAAUCUGGUGUAUUUUAUACUUACAGCCCCUCCCAGGCUGAACUAGCUCUGUUUCAAGCGCUCAAGAACCACCUGUGGUCCGUGACUGCCAUAUUGAAAAGGACGAGAAUGUUCUCCAGGAUGAGAGUUGGGGUGUUUGUCUCAGUCCACUCAGGCUGCCAUGACAAAGUGCCGUAGACUGGAAGCCUGACAAACAAUGGGAAAUGCCUUCUCACAGUUCUAGAGGCUGGAGGUCUGAGAACAGGGUGCCAGCAUAGUCAGGUUCUGGUCCAGGCCCUCUUCUGGGUUAUAGGCUGCUGACUUCUUGUACCCUCAUAUGUUGAAAGAGGAGGAGCUAGCUUUUUGGCCUCUUCUUAUAAGGACGCUAAUUCCAUCUAUGAGGGCUCCACCCUCAUGACCUAAUUAUGUCCCGAGGCUCCUACCUCCAAAUACCAUCACAUUAAGGUUUAGAUUUCAACAUACGAAUUUUGGGGGGGGGGCAUUUAGCAGUGCUCCUAGUUAAAUGCUGUUUGACACUGUCAAAGAUGCUUUCCCUCUCUGAGUCUCUGUUUCCUCAAUGGAUGGUUGGAUCAGCUGAUCUUUAAGGUUCUAAUCCAAGGUCCCUGCAUUGUGUAGCUACAUCCAGAGACAUACUUAUCAUAAAGCUACAGGAAUUAAAGACAGGGCUAGGUAAAUUGACCAAUGGAAUAGACAGGCCAGAAACAGAAUUAUGCAUAUAGAGGCAUUUGGUCAACCCAGGCAAGGAUGGUCUGUUGAAUAAGUGAGAUAAUUAGUUAUCCAGAUGGAAACCAGACAACUGGAACCCUGCCUCACACCCUACAGAGAAACCAUUUCUAGAUGGAUUAAAGACUGCAAGUGAGGCGCCCCCUGGUGGCUCAGUGGGUGAAGGAUCCAGCGUAGUCACUGCAGUGGCUCAGGUCACCCAUCUGGUGCAGGUUCGAUCCCUGGUCCUAGAACUUUCACAUGUCCUGGGUGUGGCCAAAAAAUAAGAUUUAUAAGUGAAAAAAAAAAAACACUUCCAAACUUCUCAAAAAUCUAAAACGAUAUCUUUUGGAAAUUGAUGCUAGGUAAAGAUUUCUGAAGGCAAAAUUACAAAAAGUACAAACCAUAAAAGAUUGAUUGGCUGGACUACAUUAAAAAUGACAUCUUUUUAUUCACCAAAAAAUGCCAGGAAGACAGGAGAAGGUAAACCGCAAACUUGAAGGCUCUGUUUGCAACACAUUUACCCCAACGAGUCAUUAAUAUCCAGUAUUUAGAAAGAGCUGCCAUGAGGAAAAGGCAAAUAACCCAAGAGAAAAUGUAAAAAGAACACAGAUGAGCAGUGAGCCCGUAAAAAGCUGCUCACUUGCGCUAGGGAUCAAGGAAAUGCAAAACUAGAGCCCGUGGAGUGACAGUCUAAUAUUCAGGCUGUAAGAGGUCUGACCGUUCUGUUGCAGCAACUUCGGAAGACAGCAGUUAUCAUGUCAGCUUGGACAUGGCCCCUCUCUUCUGGGGGUCUACCCCAGAAAAACUCAGCACAUGGGCACCUGGGGAGAUGGACCAGAAUCUUCUGAGCAGCCUCGUUCAAGGCGAGCAAGACCUGGAGACAGCCCAGGGGCCCACGGUGGUGGAAUGGUGUGUCUUUGUACAGUGGACUAGCAAUCCUGCAAUGCAAACGAACUCCAGUUCCAGGCAACAGGAUGGCUCCAGCUCAUAGACGCGUUGAAUGAGAGCAACACAAAAGAAAGUCUGAGUCCAGCUGUGUGAUGCUUGAAACCUGGCAAACCAGCAGGGUUGUUCGGGAAGGCAGAGGUUGCAUGUACAAAGCCAGAAAAUGUUUACAGGAUCAGGUUCAUGAACCAUCGUGUCCCCGCCCACAAGAGGUACCAGCCCACGGAGUACGAACAUGCUGCCAACUGUGCCACCCAUGCUCUCUGGAUCAUUCCCAGCAUCCUCGGCAGCUCCAACCUCUACUUCCUGUCGGACGACCACUGGGAGACCGUCUCUGCCUGGGUCUAUGGCCUCGGCCUCUGUGGGCUCUUCGUGGUGUCCACCGUGUUCCACACGAUCUCCUGGAAGAAGAGCCACCUCAGGACGGUGGAGCAUUGCCUGCACAUGUCCGACCGCAUGGUCAUCUAUUUCUUCAUCGCGGCCUCCUACGCGCCCUGGCUGAACCUCCGUGAGCUGGGCCCCUGGGCCUCCCACAUGCGAUGGCUGGUCUGGAUCAUGGCCUCUGUCGGCACCGUCUAUGUCUUCUUCUUCCAUGAGCGGUACAAGCUUGUGGAGCUGCUCUGCUAUGUCGUCAUGGGCUUCUUCCCCGCCCUGGUCAUCCUUUCCAUGGUAAGUGCCCCCACCCGGCCUGGGGCUUCCGUCUGGCUGGUGGGGACCCAGAGUGGCUCUAGAGAUGGUCAGGUUGAGCCUUGUCCUCUGGAAGACGGGGCACUGAGACCUGGGGUCAGUGCACCUUGCCUACGGAGGCAGGAGAAUGUGCAGGGAACUCCAGGGCUCGGCCCCCCAGUUCCACGACGCCUGCUCUCCCUGCUUUGCCUCCGGGGAGUUCAUCAGUCCCCCCCUGGGCUCCAGGUUUCCUGUCCGUUCAGGAAUUAAAUGAUACACACCUGUGGACGUACCCGAUCACAAUUAAAUCUGUGAUGACAGUGGAGGCGGUGAUGGAGGCAGAGCCGAGGCUGAGGUUUCUGGCACCCUCUCCGCGGCCUCCGCUGCUUCUUGGCACGUGAAGGUUGAUCCUUUUACUGCACGUCCUGAGCCCUUACGAUGUGCAGGAGGCCUCCUUGCUGGGCCUCACUCCCCGUCCCAGGCAUCCUUGGAGAUGGAUGUGACCACCUCUGUUUCACGCACGAGGACACCCAGGCUCUGAGAGGGGAGGUGACCAUGCCAAGGACACAGCCCCAAGGGGCUGAGCUGGGAUCCCCGUAACCUCUGACUGGGAGGACUGGGUUUGUGUGUGUAUGUGUGUGUGUUUUCUAUAUGUGGGUUUUUGGUUGUUUUGCUUUUUAGGGCUGCACCUGUGGCAUAUGGAGGUUCCCAGGCUAGGGCUCAAUAGCAGCUACAGCUGCCGGCCUCCACCACAGCCACAGCAACGUGGGAUCUACCUAUGGCUGGAUGGUGACCCACCAUAGCUCACAGCAAUGCUGGAUCCAUAACCCACUGAGCGAGGCCAGGGAUCGAACCUGCAACCUCAUGGAUCCUAGUCAGAUUUGCUUCUGCUGAGCCACAAUGGGAACUCUGGGGACUGGGGUCUUUGGGCUGCACUGCCUUGUCCUGCCAGGAGAAGCCCUAGGGCCCAGGAAGGGAAGCAGCUGUGUGGCCAUGCAUGGACCCCUCUCAUCUCUGAGCUUCAGUUGUCCUGUCUGUCAAAUGGGCACAGUCACCUCCGCCUAUUGGUACCUCUCUUGGCCAGAUGACAGUGUUUUACUUUUAAGUGAUUAUUGUUGCCAGAUGUUAAACAUUUAUGUAGUCAAGAAGCCACUGAGUCAGGAGUUUCUGUUGUGGCUCAGUGGUUAACUAACCCGAUUAGUAUACAUGAGGACACGGGUUCGAUUCCUGGCCUCGCUCAGUGGGUUAAGGAUCUGGCGUUGCUGUGGCUGUGGUGUUGGCUGGCAGCUACAACUCCAAUUUGACCCCUAACCUGGGAACCUCCCUAUGCUACAGGUGCGGCCCUAAAAAGACAAAAAAAAAAAAGCCACUGAAUUGUGAACUUGGAAAAGGGUGAAUGUUAUGAUACGUCAAUCACAUCUAAUACAAUUAUUAUAAAAAGGACAGGCGUUCCCUGUGGUGCAGUGGGUUCAGGAUCUGGUGUUGUCACUGCAGUGACUCUGGUUGCUGCUGUGGCAUGGGUUCAGUCCCUGGCAAGACGAGCUUCUAUAUGCUGUGGGCGUGGCUGAAAAAAAAUAUUUUUCCCCCAAAUUAAAAUUGACUGAAAAGAUCAAUAAAUAACUUGUCCUUUAAAAUUUAAAUGACAUUACAGUUAAAUUAUGUAUAUUUGAGGCAUUGGUCUUGUCUAAAUUAAUUUCUUAUCUAUGAAUCGCACUUUAUUUUAAAGUUGAGAAUAUUUUAUUGAUUUAUUUAGUCUUUUUAGGAUGCAGGUUUGAUCCCUGGCCUCGCUCAGUGGGUUAAGGAUCU